GGCGUGUCUGCCGGCUGAGGGAGGGGGCGGGCAGCGCGGCCUGAAAGCUGGUGUGUCAGUUGAGGAAAGGCGAGAAGAGGGAGCGUUGCUGCAGCCGGGCUGAGGACUUGAGGUUCACCAUGAUAUCCAUUCCAGACUUCUACAGAGGGAAGAAUGUCCUCAUCACAGGGGCCACAGGCUUCAUGGGGAAGGUCCUGCUGGAGAAGCUGCUGAGGUCUUGCCCGGGCAUCAAGGCGGUUUAUGUGCUGGUGCGACCCAAAGCUGGCCAGAAGCCUCAGGAACGAGUGGAUGAAAUGAUGAGCUGCAAGCUGUUUGACAGGUUGAGAGAGGAGCAGCCGCAGUGCGCAGAGAAGCUGAUUGCAGUGAGCAGUGAACUGACGCAGCCGGAGCUGGACCUCAGCAAGGAAGACCAGGACACCUUAAAAGACUGCAUUGAUAUAGUGUUCCAUUGUGCAGCCACAGUCCGCUUCAAUGAAUCCCUUCGUGAUGCCAUGCAAUUAAAUGUUAUUGCGACACAUCAGUUGGUAACUCUAGCCCAGAAGAUGAAGAAACUAGAAGUUUUCAUACACGUAUCCACUGCCUAUGCCAACUGCAACAGGAAGCAUAUUGAAGAAGUUGUAUAUCCUCCUCCUGUGGAUCCGAAGAAGCUCAUCGAGUCUUUAGAAUGGAUGGAGGACAGCCUGGUGAACGACAUCACCCCAAAACUCAUAGGGGACCGGCCGAACACUUACACCUACACAAAAGCCCUGGCGGAAUAUAUAGUCCAGCAAGAAGGAAGUAAACUGAACAUCGCCAUCGUCAGACCUUCUAUUGUCGGGGCCAGUUGGAAAGAACCGUUCCCUGGCUGGAUCGAUAACUUCAAUGGUCCCAGUGGUCUCUUCAUUGCUGCAGGAAAGGGAAUCCUCCGCACAAUGAGGGCUUCCAACAACGCCGUGGCCGACCUUAUUCCAGUGGAUGUAGUGGUGAAUACCACGGUGGCAGCCGCCUGGUACUCCGGAGUGAAUAGGCCAAAAAAUAUCAUCGUGUACAAUUGUACGACAGGAGGAACCAAUCCAUUCCACUGGGGUGAAGUUGAAUAUUAUGUAAAUAUUUCCUUCAAGAUGAAUCCUUUAGAACAGGCCCUCAGGCGCCCCAAUGUUAACCUUCGAAACAACCCCCUUUUGCAUCAUUACUGGACGGCUGUCAGUCAUAUAGUACCUGCAGUGUUGUAUGAUGCUAUGCUCAGGUUGACAGGUCAGAAACCCUGGAUGAUGAAGACUAUUACUCGUCUACACAAAGCCAUGAUGUUGCUGGAAUAUUUCACGAGUAACUCCUGGGUGUGGAGUAAUGAAAAUACCAACAUGCUAAUGAACCAGCUCAGUCAGGACGACAAGAAGGUGUUUAACUUUGAUGUUCGGCAGCUGCAUUGGGCAGAAUACAUGGAGAACUAUUGUAUGGGAACUAAAAAGUAUGUUCUCAAUGAAGAAAUGUCCGGCCUCCCUGCGGCCAGGAAGCACUUAAACAAGUUAAGAAACAUUCGCUAUGGAUUCAAUACCAUCCUCGUUGUCCUCAUCUGGCGCGUCUUCAUCGCAAGGUCACAAAUGGCAAGAAACAUCUGGUAUUUUGUGGUUAGUCUGUGUUUCAAGUUUCUGUCUUACUUCCGAGCAUCCAGCACCAUGCGAUACUGAAGACUCUGGACGCACAGUCGUGUUGGACAUCUAUGCACACAGCGGCAAACUGCACAGACUCUGUAUAACCCGAUCAGUGUACUAUUCAUGUCGUGUACAGCCAUCCUAACUCCAGACAACAUGAUAUCAUUUUAUUAUUUUUUUCUUUUCCAAGUGUACCUUAGUAACAAAACUGCACAUGUCAGAUCAAGCCAGCAUUAAGCAGAACGGUUUACCGAAAUUUAACUCUAAUCCGAAUCAUUGAUUGAUCUCCACCUAUGCUAUCUAUACAGAAUGCAUCCCCAUUGUAAUGCACAGGUGUGUGCCGUGCCUGGUGUUGAGCAUCAUGCACUGGACACCGAUGGGUGCUAUGGUCAAAUGUCUGUACUAGGUGGGUCUACAGCCGAGAUGUGCAACUAUAACUCCCAGCAUAGCCCGGCCAGUGUCGAGGACGAGGACUGCUAAGCCCUUUUGACAAGUCUGUUUUAGUGAAUACCUCUAUACCACACAAUACAACCAUUUUGGAGCAUCUCUUGGAAUUCUGCAUUGUGCUGCACCUCUGUGAUUCUUCCUAGAAAUGUCUAUAUAAAUUGAUACCUGGACGUUGUCAUUUUCCCGCGUCCCUAGGUUGUGCCCUGACACUGUCGGCACUGAUUUAACAGUUUCAGAGCGUGUGGCGACGAGCCUUAUUGACGAGGGAUAGUAACGCCCAGUUGCCAAUUUAUUCAUGUUUCCAGAAGGAAUAAUAGAGGAAUGUUGCAAUGCAAAGUUAUAUUCUAGCUAUUUUCCCAGAUGUUCUGAAGAAUACAAGUAUUUAAAGGGGGUUUCCGGGGUUUUCAUAUUUAAUAUAUUCUCAGGAUAGAUUUAGAUUGGUGAGGGUCUGACUUCCAGCACCCCCUGACGAUCCGCUGAGGCACAGCUUGCCAAGCACAGUGCUAUACAUGGUCUAGUGGUUGUGCUUGGUAUUGCAGCCCAGACCCAUUCACUUGAAAGGGACCGAGCUACACCUGGGCCAGGAAUCAGUAACUUUCAAUAUGCUAGCUGUUGUGAAACUAGAAUACCCAGCAUGCACCCUUACUUGGCUGUUCCUACAACUCCCAUACAGGUAAAAGGAGGAUUCUGGGAGUUGUAGAACAGCUAUAGUGCCGGAGGUUCCCGAUCCCUGGCCGAUGAACGUGAUGUCACAGCCUCGGCCCCUUCAUACAGCUGAUUGGCGGAUGAUCUCAUAUUGAUGAUGUAACCUGAGGGUAGACCAUCUAUAUGACCAUCCCAGAAAAACACCUUCAAUAAAGCAGACCUGGCAGGAGCACAGUAAGGUGCGGUUUGCCGAGGUAGUUGUAGCCUGCCUGCUUUCAGCGUAUACUGGGAGUUGUAGUGUCACAACAUCUGGAAAGCCAAAGGUCGGCGACCAUUAGUUUACAGGUCGCCCUAAGGCUCGUGUCUGUUACUUGGCUUCCUCUUACAUCCUCUAUCACUUUUCUACUAAUUUUCUAUAUCCUGUUUUUUUUUUUUUUUAGACUUUUUGCUAUUGUAACUAUCUAUUUUUUUUAUUUUUUUUCGCACAUUUCCAUGUCUUUACCACAUCCCCUUUUUCCUUUUUUUCGCACCUGAAUUCUUUGCACUGCAUCAAUUUAACCAAGCAAUUAAAACUGUUCUGGAUAUUUUGUAGUUUUAUAUGCACAAGGAAAUCUAUGAAUUAUGCUGUGUGAUCUGUAUUUGCUACAUAAAGUGUGGUAACCACUGAACACUCACGUCACUGCUUGGUUGGAAGUUUUCUUUUUGUAAGCGCUUGCAUCAUCACCUCCGCCUCUUAUGGGACUGAAAUGGUCUUCCCUUCACUUGUGUUUUUGGAUAAAGACCAGUUUGACAUAAUUCUGUCUUCAUUGCCAUACUUGUCAUAGGGCUGCAUGGCGUUCCCUCCUCUAUUCCCAUAUUUUCCUGUAUGGAGUUUAAAAGGGUUAACCCAUAAAUCAUUUUCAUACUAAAAAUCUUGAAGUGAAUUAGUGUUUCUAGCAUAUAAAUACAUAUUUCAUAUGUUUUUAUUGCCCUCCAUUUUUCCCUCUUGGUGCUUCUGCUGCUGGGGUCAGACUCUCUGGGCUGAAUCUGUCUCCUUCCCCCUUCUGGCAGCUGAUGAUAUAACCCUGACUCCCCAUGCAGAAGGAGUCUUCUUGGCUAUGCUGCCAUGUUGCUGCAGGGGCUCUUACUCCCAGCAGUCAGACCCCCAGCGAUCUGACAAUAAUAGCCUAUCCUGUGAAUAGCUGUUAAAGGGCA
Messenger RNA from Bufo bufo (common toad), 3917 nucleotides. It is a transcript of the gene FAR1, whose product is annotated as fatty acyl-CoA reductase 1. The transcript is spliced from 12 exons. Lineage: Eukaryota; Metazoa; Chordata; Amphibia; Anura; Bufonidae. Gene Ontology annotation, biological process: long-chain fatty-acyl-CoA metabolic process. The record is from RefSeq and is a predicted model, not a curated record. Gene Ontology annotation, cellular component: peroxisome. Gene Ontology annotation, molecular function: alcohol-forming very long-chain fatty acyl-CoA reductase (NADP+) activity. The coding region runs from base 120 to 1667 and encodes 515 amino acids.